GUGUUCGAUCUAGUAGUAAAGUGAUUGAAUUGAGGUGAAUAACUUUUAGAAUUUUCAUUUAUUGUUUUAAAAAUCGUUUUCAAUUUAUGUUAAAUUCUGUUCUGAAGAGCGUGGUUCAAAUAAGGACAUGAAACAAAUGGAUAAUUUUCAACAAUCCAUAUUUGACAAGAAGCUAAUGAAAAUAAUUUGACAAUGUCUUCAAAAGUUUAUCCUCAACCUAAUAGAGGGAGAAAGCAAUCUGUGAUCUCUUCGCUUAUUCGAGGGAUCACGGGAAGCAAAUGUCAAGUGUCUCCGUCCAAACAGAACGGAGCCGUUACAGAAGAUACUGAAGUAAAACGAAGCAACAGCGAUUUACUUUCGGUUUCUUCCAACGAUGAACCGGUGAAGCCUUCUGGUAAUAAAGGGGAAAUAUUUUUCUGGAGAAAUUUUGGCUACGAUCAAGAGGGUCGACCUUACUUGAAAGUAAACCAUGAUGCUAACAUGGAAGAUACUGGCCAUAUCCUACAGGAAUGGAAACUCGGCACGCCGAGGAUUGUUUUGGUGGUCAUGUCGAACGUAGCUCCAUUAUCUCAGUGGACAAACACGAGGCAAAUAAAAAAUUUCCAGAAGGGACUUAUAAGCGCCACUAAUACGACUGACAUGUGGAUACUAACCAAUGGCAUCAAUGUGGGUGUGACUAAAAUAAUUGGCGAUGCAGUGCAUGAAGAAAUCAACAGAAGGAAUUCUAAAAAUCAUUUUCAGAAAAAUCAUCAAUCCGAUCCUAAUUCACGAAUUGUUGUGAUAGGAGUGGCCCGACAAGAUCUACUUAAUCAUGGCGACAAUUUUGAUGGAAGUAAUCAAAGGGUGGAGAUAGAAAACGAAGGCAACAAAAUCGAAGAACAGAAAUUCGAUCUGAAUCCUGAUCACACUCAUUUCCUCAUCGUGAAGGAUGGAACCAUCAAUAAGACUGGAAUCAACUACUUUCUUCUUCGGUUGCAACAUUACUUGGCUUCUUCUCUGGAGCAGCCCAGGAAAUCAGCUUCCACCUACCGUUUAAAUCGAUGUGCUCUGGGUAUCCUUGAAAUUCCAGUCGUCGCUGUGCUGUUCCAGGGAGGCACAGACUGUGCUCGACUUGUUCUAGAUCAUCUGAAGCGGCAUCUACCAUUGGUUGUCAUGAAAGGAACGGGUGGACUGGCAGACAUCCUUGGAUUUGCUUAUUCUGAAAUUAAUCAAAGACCUCAAGGAAUAGCAGAUGCUGAGUUUUGUGAAAACUACCUUAAACCCGAAUUAUCCAGGAAAAUUUCAGAAAAGUUCCCUAAACUCAGAGAUAACAGCUUGUCGCGUAACAUAUUCAGGGAUAGAAUAAUAGACUGUAUCCGUUAUGCCAAACAGAACGAACAAAUAUAUCUAACAGUUCUAAACAUUUACGAACACAGCUGCAAUCUCGAAAACUUGGGGAAUCAUCUGCUGCGUUCUUUAUUUAAAUCGCAGGUGAUUGACAACACCAACUGGCAUGCGCAGAUGCACAAAGAUCUCUAUUUGACUCUGGAUUGGAACAGCCCCCAUGUUGCCAUGUCAGAAGUGUUUAUGAAAGACCCUUCCAACAAAUUUAAGAUUGACAAAGACUUUUUCGACGAAGCAAUUUUAAGGCCUCAAAGGGAAAGUUUUGUUGAUUUAUUCCUGAAUCAAGGAUUUCAAGUCCACAAGUACUUGACGCCAAGGAGGCUGAUUUUGUUGUUCCGGAAAGUUAGACAUCAAGAAUUUUUCCAGACUGUCUGCUGGGAAGGGGCCAUGGGAUAUGGGCCUAUGAACGAAAUUAAACGAAACUUCAUCGAAACGGAUCUGAACUGGUUGAUCGAAAAGAUCACAUCUCUGGAAAACUUCGUCAGCUCCCAAGAACUAUCACUAAAUGCGAUGGGUAUGUACACUUCCGACCCUUCCGCAGCCGAACGCAAGGCCAAAGUACUGCUCACAUUUUGGGCCAUCUUCACCAAUCGAAUAGUUCUCGCCAAGACUCUGUGGAAGCAUGCUGACCAGCCUAUACAUUUGGCGCUUGUUCUGUCCAUGAUGAUAGAAAGAUUGUCCCUCUAUGUGAAUGAUACAUCCCUAAAAGCUGAAAUGGAAGAAUCCAGCGGAGAAUUCGCUGACAUUGCCACCUCCAUGCUGGACGCUUGCUACUUGGACACACCGGACAGGGCGUUUGAUGUACUGAAUGAAGAGAGUCCGGGCUGGGCCUACAACACGGCGGUUGACAUAGCAGCCGAAGCCCAAAACAAAAGAUUCCUGUCACACAUUUGUUGCCAGAAAUGGCUCACGAAUGAAUUCUUCGGCAAGAUUAAAAUCAGGGAACUGUCGUGGGGUGUUUUCACUGUGCCCAUCAGCAUCAAAGUCCUGCUGUGCGCAUUUUUAAUAUUUCCAAUGUAUGCUUGGACUAUAUUUCAAACCAAAGAAUGCAUUUCAACUGAAGAGGAUAAAGAUAUGGUUGAUUUUGAGUCUGAGACAGAAAGCGAUGAUAAAAAUCUCAUCAAGGAACCACCACCUGAAAAAAUUCUAAAAAAGUGGUCUGUUCAACGCACAUGGAACGUCGUCAAAUGGAACCCCUCGACUUUCCGUCGCUACGUCAUUCACCACCCCCCGCUGUGGAAAAUGAUCUACCUCAUGUGGAGCGCGCCCAUUACCAAGUUCUGGACAUUCCAGAUGUUCUAUAUAGUCUACUUAGCGUUCUUCAGCAUAGCGGUCCUCUGGCCAUCAUGUGGAAAUUACAUCCUGGAUAUCAUAGUUUGCUGUUGGACGUCUCUUCUCGCUCUCGAAUCUGUUCAUCCAGCUGUCCGAAUGAGAAAAAAGUACAAAGCCAAAGCAUUCGUUCUCAAAAUACUGGAGAUCAUAGUCAUGUUUGUAUUUGUCAUUCUCUACAUUGUUGGACGACUCUUACCUGUAACUCUAAUCGAUCCAUAUUCAACUAGAGUGAUUUUAUGCUUAGGGUUAAUAUAUUUUUACUACAGAAUAAUAUACAUUUAUUUGCCUAUCUCGCCAACCUUGGGGCCGUUGCUGUAUAGAGUUAAGCUCAUGGUCCUGGUGGAUUUCAUCAACUUCAUGCGCAUGACCAUCCUGGUGAUCAUCAGCGGGGGGAUCGUAAUCCAUGCCGUCAUGUAUCCAGACUAUCCCUUCAACAAAGAGCUUUUCAGAAGAACAUUCCAUAAAGCCUGGUUUUCUUUGUUCUUGACGCCCAUCACGGAUCUCUCCGGUGAAGUGAGGUGUAACUCUCUCAUAUACAGUAAAACCAGCAAUGCCUCAGUUUGCAGAGCAGGAGAAUAUGAAGAUUGGAAGUGUCCAAGCGUUGGUUUAUGGGCUUACAUUUUUAACAUUCAAUACUUCGUACUUCUGAAGCUGAUUCUUUUAACCCUUCUAUAUGCUCUAUUCAGUGCAACAGCCUCUAAGCUGUCAGCAGAGAGCGACGCUAUUUGGAAAUUUCAAAGAUAUCAUCUGGUCGUCGAUUUUUCUAACCGGUUGAGACUGCCUGCUCCCCUCAAUAUCAUCAGUUACUUAAUCAUUUUGGUGCAAAUCUCCAAAUGGCUGGUCUAUCAUAUCUUCUGUUGCACGUGUAAGAAUCGAAAUCUUCCUGAGGAUUUGAAAUCAGAUGGGAGAAGAUUUUCCAUCAAAGACUACACAUACUGGAAUCAGCUUGCUCAAGAAUAUGAUGCCAGUCAGCAGACUAAAGAGAUGGAACAGGGCAUACUAGAAAAACAAAUGGACAUGAUACGAAGUCUCAUGGAAGAUUUCGUGUAUCACAAGCAGAUGAUGCAAAGUUUGAAGAGCUCUGUGCGAGAAUUGGAAAGACUGAUGAAUUACUCUCAUGUUCAUUUGGAGAAUAUACGGCAUCUAGCGAACAGAGAAACUUCAGUUUUCUCUGCUUGGGACUCUAUGGGCGAUCCUGGCAAUCGAAGCUUGCCUCCUGUUAUGAAUAUCCUGUCUCGGAGGUCUCCUUAUCCGGGAACAAGAGUGCAACGUUUUCCGGUGCCGGAUAAAUACGUUCCCUGGGAAGUCAUGUGGAUUUCCUACGAUCCUGUGGCAUUUACUCAACAAAGGCCUGAUUUUCCUGUUAAUUUGCAAUCGCAUGUUGAUGAAGAUAUUUUGCUAUUACGAGAAAAGAAUGGACCACAGCAAGCACUUCCUGUGUACGCUUGGAAUAGCGUAUCUGUCAAUCCAGCCGGAAUCGGGUUGGACAGGCAAUCCUGGAUAACUGUGAGCGAUGGAUCAGCACUGGUUUACAAGCUGGACAGUGAGGGCGUACCCCAGAAUCCAAUGGGAAGAACUGGACUUAGAGGAAGAGGUUCUCUACCACGAUGGGGUCCCAAUCACUAUGUUCAUGCGAUUAUUACAAGGUUUCAGAAGGCAAGAGAAGCAUUUUUAGCGACAAAAGGUUUAGAAUUUGUGGUUUUGUGGACAGACAGAAGAUUUCAGCUGUCGAUACCAGGGGGAUUCGUAGCUGGUGAACAUAGGUACGAAGUCAUCCAGUCCAUGUUUAAAAAUCAAUUCGUAGGAAAUGCAGUUUGGAUGGAUUCGAAUUCUGUAACAAAGUUUUUCCGUGACUGCGUCGUGACAAAGUCUGAACUGUCAGAAUCGACAGAAAGUUUUCCAAACAUUUCGGAAAACGAGGAAAUUCUGAAACCCAUGUGUGAAAUUGUCCAUAAAGGAUAUAUGGACGAUCCCUCCAAUACAGAUCAAGCAUGGAAAGAAGUGGAAUUAUGGCACGUUCAUUUUGACAUGCCCGAGAAUGUAUCUGAAAAAUUACAGACGUCUAUGGGAUGGAGACUCAUAACUGAAGACGCCUUCUUCAAGCUGCCCGCAGGUCAAGCAGUUCUCCUUCAGGAUAUCGCUCGAAAAAUGAAGGCUACAAUUUUGUGAAGAAACAUUGGGUUUCUUUGUACAGAAAUAUUGUUGGAUCACUCAUUGGAACGCACAUUAUUAUUCAUUUUCAUUCGGUGAAUUCUUCAUUG
Molecule: messenger RNA, 4976 nt
Organism: Argiope bruennichi
Lineage: Eukaryota; Metazoa; Arthropoda; Arachnida; Araneae; Araneidae
Product: transient receptor potential cation channel subfamily M member 2-like
Exons: 31
Coding region: 193-4884 (1563 amino acids)
Biological process (GO): monoatomic cation transmembrane transport
Molecular function (GO): monoatomic cation channel activity
Source: RefSeq, a predicted model, not a curated record